AUGUCUUCAACUGCCGGUACCGCAACCCCAGUGGCUACGAGCUUCGUCCACGCCUUGCGAAGCAACGAAACGCUUUAUCAAGCCUACACGAACGAGUUCGUGUCCAGCUCCGACGACGCACCUCCAAGCUCGGAUGAUGUGACGAAAUUCAUCCAAAGUCAAGGCUAUGAUACCAAUCUAGCUGAUGUGAAUGCCGCUUUGGCAAGCGUUUCCGCCAACGACCUGUCUUUUUGGCAGGGCGACUACAACACCCAAUUCGUCGACGAGGGUUCCACCGGCCCCAGAGUUGUCAUCCAAGCCGGGGUUGUCACAGUUUUGGGGACUCAGAUAAACAAUUACACAUUCAAUAAUUUCACCCUCGCAUGGACGGACAGCACCAACACCAGUAACGGCCAGAUCACCUUCGCCAGCAUGGUCGAUCUCAACCCGCAAAGUGAUCCAACUUCUCCCAAUCUCCGAACAACUCAGGGCCAAGACGAUACCAGCGCUGGAAUCGCAAAUCCAUACAUCGGUCCUCAGUUCCAAGUUUUUUUUGGGCUCAAGGCCGCCAUCAACCUAGCGAUGCCAAUAUCUGGGGUCGCAUGGGGAAAUUCUCAGAACCCACUGCAAUGGGCUGGCACAUACAAGAUUUACACCGUAGACCAGACAAAGCAGGGCUCUGUGACCAAUCUCCAGCAGAGCACCAACUUGGUGACAAUCGAUGCGAGUGGAAACGUCACUGUGAACGGCACCACCAUCAAUCAACCAACCUUCAACAACGACAUGCUAGAGUGGACCUUCGAUGCCGGAAAUCAAUCGAACGCUAUUCAUAAGAUGAGAGAUGCCACCGUUGCUGCCUCUGAUGCGCCCUUUACCGGUGAUCAAUUUGCAGGUCAUUACUGGGCGAAGAGCGAUCCGCAGCCAGCAGCCUACAACUGGUACGGGUACGUUAAUGGGCAAAGUGCCCCGAGUCCCAACAAUACCGCCGGUAGCGGAUCAGCAUCGGCCUCCCCAGGAACUCCGCAGACGGCAGUUCAAGACAUGAACGGCUGGGCUGCUCUAGCGUCGCUCGGGUCUCAAGCCAUGAACAUGUACAUGCAAAUGAAGAUGGGCGAGGCAGUUAUUGAGCUCCUCAAGAAGGGGCUGCCUCUUCUUUGGAGAAGCCUCAAAGCUCUCUUCAGGGGCGUCAGCAACUCGAUUCAGAAAUUUCGAGGCAGUGCUCCUGAGCCGACGGGUGCAGAAACCGAACUAUCGUCAUCUGAGCCUGUCGAGAAUGGUGAGCCUGUCGAAGGAGAACCUGUCGACCCUGCGGAGGGAGGCCCUGGGCCUGACGUGAACAACGAACCGGCUGGCGGCGACCCAGUCAUCGAACCUCCGGUCAUUGAGCCCCCGGCUGAUCCCGUCAACAUUCCGGAAAUUCCGGCAGAGGGGGAGGGACUCAUUCCAAAAAUUGAGACUGGUCUAGUGGAUGCUAUUGAGAGCGGACUCAUUGCCGUUUAG
This is a messenger RNA of Colletotrichum aenigma, 1479 nucleotides long. RefSeq lists its product as uncharacterized. The record is from RefSeq and is a predicted model, not a curated record. The coding region runs from base 1 to 1479 and encodes 492 amino acids. The transcript is spliced from 2 exons. NCBI's taxonomy places the organism in Eukaryota, Fungi, Ascomycota, Sordariomycetes, Glomerellales, Glomerellaceae.